Messenger RNA from Neomonachus schauinslandi (Hawaiian monk seal), 1343 nucleotides. Its product is annotated as zinc finger and SCAN domain-containing protein 23-like. Gene Ontology annotation, molecular function: RNA polymerase II cis-regulatory region sequence-specific DNA binding; DNA-binding transcription factor activity, RNA polymerase II-specific. The record is from RefSeq and is a predicted model, not a curated record. NCBI's taxonomy places the organism in Eukaryota, Metazoa, Chordata, Mammalia, Carnivora, Phocidae. The transcript has 4 exons. Gene Ontology annotation, biological process: regulation of transcription by RNA polymerase II. The coding region runs from base 1 to 1230 and encodes 409 amino acids.
AUGGCCACAGCAUUGGCCCUUCAGACUUCAGAGAUGCAGGAAGGACUUCUGGCAGUAAAGGUAGAAGAGGAAGAGGGGGAUUAUGCCUCUGGGCAGGAAUCUGGCCUGCCAAGAGAUAACCCUCAUACCAGAGAGCUCUUUCGUAGACGCUUCAGGCAGUUCUGCUAUCAGGAGACACCUGGGCCCCGAGAGGCUCUUCGAAGACUCCAGGAGCUCUGCCGUCAGUGGCUGCGGCCCGAGACGCACAGCAAGGAGCAGAUCGUGGAGCUGCUGGUGCUGGAGCAGUUCCUGACCAUCCUGCCCGAGGAGCUGCAGGCCUGGGUGCGGGAGCACUGCCCAGCGAGUGGGGAGGACGCGGUGACUGCGCUGGAGGACCUGGAGAGGGAGCUGGAUGAGCCGGGAGAGCAGGUGGAAGAUGGGAGAACAGAGGUCCCAAUCUAUGCUUGUGAACAGGGAGAGUUUGCGAAGGAGAAGGCAACUCAGGGAGCAGCCCAGGAGUUGUCAGGUGGCUGGCUCCAGCCCUUGGAAGAGCUGCGUCCGUGCAAUUCGCGAGAGCUGUGCCCGGUUCAGGAGAUGGGUGACGAGGCUGGGACUUGGAAUGUGGAGUUAGCUCCAAAGAGGGAGCUUUCUAAGGAAAUGAGAUCUCCUGUGGAAGUACCUCAAAAACUGAAUGGUGGUACUACUCAGAUGCCUGAGUGUGGAGACACCUGUGACCACGAGGGCAGACUGGAAAGGCAGCGGGCAAGCUCUUCUGUGGAGAGACCGUAUGUCUGUGGUCAGUGUGGCAAGAGCUUCACCCAGAACUCCAUCCUUAUCGAGCACCAGCGAACCCACACAGGGGAGAAGCCCUACGAGUGCGAUGAGUGUGGGCGGGCCUUCGGCCAGCGGUCAGGCCUGUUCCAGCACCAGAGACUCCACACCGGGGAGAAGCGCUACCAGUGCAGCAUCUGCAGCAAAGCCUUCAGUCAGAACGCCGGCCUCUUCCAUCACCUCAGGAUCCACACGGGGGAGAAGCCCUUCCGGUGCGGUCAGUGCAGUAAGAGCUUUAGUCGGCGCUCGGUCCUCAUUAAGCAUCAGAGAAUUCACACCGGGGAGAGGCCUUACGAAUGUGAGGAGUGCGGCAAGAACUUCAUUUACCACUGCAACCUCCUUCAGCAUCGGAAGAUCCACCCCGUGCUGGGUCCAGCCGGCCCCUCGGAACAGCUUCUCAAAAAUUCUGAAUUUUCUUAACAACUGAUGAAAUACCAAGAAACAAAAGAUGUUAUAUAUGCUGUAGAGACAUACACCGCUUAGAAUGCAGUGAUGGUUAACAUGAUUAAAUGACUUAGAGUUCACCAAACUAA